CCAAAAUGGCGGCGUACCCAAGUCAAGAAUAUAGACCGCUGAAAAAAUCUAGUCUUGGGCCGCCAGAUGUUUAUCCACAGGAACCUAAACAGCGUGAGGAUGAACUCAACCUCAGCAAUGUUAAACAUGGAUUCAGCAAUGUUCAAACAUUUUCUGAUGAGCAUGGAUCAGAAAAAAAUGCUGAUAUCAAUAUUGAUAAGUUUGGAACUUACUUCAGCUCUGUGCUUACAAAGAAAAUGGAGUUCAACACAUUACAAGACUCCAAGAAAAGACAGAGUUUGCCGAAUAAAGAAAUAUUCUGGCCAGGAAGAAGUAAACCAACAGUUAUGGAAGCAUGGUUUAAAGAUUUAGCAGGCAAUAAACCUCUUUCACAGAUGUUUAAAAGAGUACCGAUGUUCAAUAGAAAAGAAGACACAUUUUCUACAUUAUGUGAAUAUAGUAUACCCAUGGUACGAGCUGCAUGGUUUGUAAAGAUGAUGGCAGCCUAUAAUACAGCUACACAAGAAAAUAGAAACAGAAAGAGACAAACUAUUGAUCAAUCUUCAGAAUGGGCAUCAGCCAUAACUAAAUAUCUAAAAGACCAGUUACAGAAAGUACAGGAAUUUUACCAUGGUGGUUCCGGUACACAGACUAGUUUCCUCACAACCCAGCAGACGCCCUUACAAGCAGACAUGGACGCAGCUUUAAAACAAUGGCAUUACUGUUGUAGAUUAGCUAGACAUAUGUAUAACGAGGGAUUAUUAGAUAGACAUGAAUAUUUAUCAUGGUUGGUAGAUUUAUUUGAGAAAAUGAAACAACCUGAUGACACGGUUUUAAAACUGAUCAUAGCUCAAGUUUUACAGUACAUGGAUGAAAUGACCAACUCAGCUCUGUUAUCAAGAAAACUGGCCUUUGUUUGUGCCAAGAAGAUAUCUUUUUUAUGUAGCGAAACAGGAACAACGUCACCACGAACUCAAUCACCUAUGUUAACUACUAAUUCAAAUGGAAAUAUAACAACAACCUCUAAUAAUCAAGCCUACACCAAUCCUAUAGCGGCCAUGUUUGCUGAGUACAGUAGCUGUCCUCAACAUAGAACUAUUAUAUUAAACCUUAGUGCUAUAUUACAGUCCAUUACUUUACGCUGUCCUACAUCGUUAGUAUGGAAUACAUUGGGUGAUGGUAAAAUGACUAAUUAUAUAUGCGGUUCACCUUUAGACCUCCUACCAUGUGCACCUUCCAGUCUUCCAAUGUUACCAGGCCCUCAAAAUCCACAGUUCCGAGCUCAAAUUCGACUGUGUGAGCAGCAAGUUAAACAGCGUGGUAGAAUGGCUGAAACAAGAUGGUCGUCUGAUAAAUGUCAACAAUCUGCUACAGGCAAGGGAGCUACAAUAUCUAAGAUAUUAACAGUAUUAGAUAUAUUUGACCGUCAUAAAUUUGAUGUGGUGGACGUGGUCAAUAAUAUGGAUACGCUUUACAAUAAAAUAUUCUCUGUUAACCAGUCUCAGGAUAAUGAGUCGAUGCCAAAUGAUGAUGCUAUAAUUCGCCUAUUAUUAGAUUUAGCUGUUAGUACUAGACGAUGUGGUGAUCAUAGGGCUAUAGUUGUAGCUAAAUUACUAGACAGAAGACAAACAGAAAUACGUAGUGAGAAAUAUGGUGAUAGUGAUAUGAUGGAUGAUAAAGAUUCUAUUGGAUCAGAUGCCAUGGUACCUCCUAGUAUUCCCAUCUUUCAACAUUUGCUCAUGGAUUUCCUUGAUACGUCUGCUCCUGUUUUAGAAGAUAAUCCGUCAGAAGAAAAUAAACUGGCAUUUAAGAAUCUCAUCCACUUGUUCUGUGAACUGACUCGUCAUGAAGUAUUUUCCCAUGAUGCGUACAUGUGUACGUUGAUAUCUCGUGGAGAAUUAAUGAGAUCGACGGCACCUAUUGUACCUUUCUGUGAUAGCAUGAUGGAUGUUAGUAGUGUUAAAAGUCUUAAUGAAAGUUUCAGUAUAAAACAUGAGCCACAAGAUGAUAUUAAAGUUGAUAUAAAUAUACUCACUAUGGAUGCCAUGGAGAGUGACCUUGGUAGUCUCUUUAGUUCUGUUAAAGAUGAAUCAAAAUCUAGUCCAGAACCACCAGCCUCAGUGAAGUCAGUCAAAUCUGAGAAAGGUGACCAGAAUAUACCUAGCGUUGGUGAAUCACAACAAGCUCCCUCACAGCCUAAAGGUCCUUCUAGACAUAUGCAGUAUGUCACACAUUUUGCUAUACCACAAGAUGAAUAUUCUAUACAUGAAAGUAAUCAAAGAAUGAUGAUGCUGUAUGGAGUCGGAAAAGCCAGAGACGAAGCAAGACAUUUCCUCAAGAAAAUUUCUAAAGAAGUUCUGCGUUUGUAUGGAAAGAGAAACUCCAUUGAUAUCAGUAGCGGAGAUUUGGGGAAAGUCAAAAAGAAGAAAGAAAAGGAAGGGGAAGCAGCUGUAGCAGGAAUGUCCGCUCCGUCUCUCCCAAAUUUGGAAGCCAUUUUCCUCAAAUUUCAGCGUCUGUCAUUUUUUGAUGAACAUGCAGUGACGAAUCAGUGUGUAAAUGCUGUAAUGGAACAAAUGAGAAGUUUUAUUGAUGGUAACUCUAGUUAUCUGCCCCUAGUAGAUCAUGUAGCGUAUUUGUUUGAUAUGAUGGAAUACGCCAUGAAUAUUAAUGGAUUAAUCGAUUUUGUUGUUAAGUUAUUGAAUCAAUUAUGUGAAGUAGUAACCCAGUUAAAGAUGAAAGAAUCGACAUUAGUCAGUAGUUAUACUAUGUCAUUAGGUCUAUGUAUUGUUAGUGUAUUAAGGAAUUAUAACUCCUAUAUGUUGGUAUCACAAGAACAGACAGCUGAUGCCUUUGAAGGUUUAAUUGGUGUUAUGAGAUUACUAGAUGUAUCUAAUCCUGCUGAUUGUACGUCUGCCUCAAGAUGUAUGUUAGCGUAUUUAUGUGAUACGUAUAGCUGUAAUAUUUACCUCAAGAAUAAAUAUUCCGAGAUGUUUAAUGCUCCAUAUAAUAAGAUGAAGAGUACAUUAUAUGCUACAGUUAAUGCAUCUUCAUCUAAUCUAAGAUGGGAUCCUGCCUUUAUGAUUGAUGUCAUUAACAAAGGCUGCAAAAAUCCACUAGAUCAACAGUUAGUUCGACAAGUUCAGGAGAAUUCAUUAAACUUAUAUAGUUUUGUAUGUAAUGCAACCCUCAAUAUUUGUGGUUCACAGCAACCCGAAAGAUUAAAUGAUAUAGCUAUAUUAUGUGCUGAGUUUACUGCUAGAUGUAAUGCUUUAAGUUCCGAGUGGUUGGGUGUGUUAAAGGCUUUGUGUUGUUCAUCAAACAGUAGCAGUGGUUUUAUUGAUGUUCUCACACAAAUUGAUGUGAGUGAUAUGUCUAUACACGAUUCACUAUCUGUAUUUACGGCCAUCUUGAUUGCUAGACAUUGUUUCUCUCUACAAGAUUUUGUGAUACAUGUGGCGCUACCAUCACUAAUGGCUGCCUGUCCAUCUGCGGGAGGAGAUCAAGAUGCAGAGUCUGGAGCCCGUCUGACAUGUCACCUGUUAUUACGUCUGUUUAAAACGUCUCAUCUAACCCAACCACAACCAGGAUUAUCAUCUGGUAGUCGGAAUGCUCCGUUAAUUAAAUCAUCAGCUGAUUGUCAUCUGUUAGAAGCAGCACAUGAUAGUAUUACUGUAGGCGGUGUGCUGGCUGUAUUAAAGGCUAUUCUCAUGUUAGGUGAUUCAUAUAAUGAUGAUGAAUAUAAAGCAAGAAAUGCCAAUCAGAAAGAUAAAUCAGGCGAUAUAUUUACUAGUUUAUUACGUAGUUUAGAUGAUGAUAAUGAAAUAGAUCUACAGUUGCUAGGAUCUUCUAUGGGCAGUAAGAAGACGGGUGUUGAGAGAGCUGGAUUAAGUGAAUUCGCCAAAUAUUCAUUACGUGAAAUGUGUAGUCAGGAAUGGGUACGAGAGAAGUUUUUAAAGGAACCAGAUAGUUUAUUUCAUGAGGAUAUGUUAUUAGAUCAUCUGUUAUCUAGUAAACAAGCUCAUCAGUUAUUACAGAUGAUCUGUUAUCCUACUGGUGUACCCAAUCAGAUUGAUGGUAGUGAACCGGAUAAUAAACAAAAUAUACUUAGAAUAUUACAGACAUUAGAUAAAUGGUCAUUACGAGUUAGCUGGUUAGAAUUACAGUUAAUGUUUAAACAAUCUACAUCGGUUGCUGAGACGAAUAGUUUAUUAGAUAUAUUAGCUAAAGGAACAAUAGACUUAUUUCAUCAACAAACAGAAGUUAAUAAAUCAGCUAGCAGUAGUUCUACACCAUUAUCUGAUGUUAAUAAUAAGUCUGAUUCUAAUGAUAGUAUAUGGUUGGUAGCACCUUUAAUAUCAAAAUUAUCAGCCAAUGUACAAGGUCGAGUGUUGAAAUCUGCUGGUCAGGUUCUAGAAAGUGGCAAUAAUCUAGUCUCAAAAAGUAAAAUUGACAGAGAAAAAAAUCAAAAAAGUAAAUCGUUAUUAGGGCAUCAAUCAUUCUUAUCAUUAGUGUUGACCUGUUUAAAAGGUCAAGAUGAACAACGGGAGGGUUUGCUUAACUCCCUUCAUUCGCAACUUGAAAAGUUUAUAUUUAAUAUGAAGGAAAUAUUGGAAAAAAGUCCUGAUGAAUAUAAAGUUAGACAAGAUCUACAUAAGGAUUUACAGUUACGACUUUCACUGGUUGGAGGUAUGAUAGAUACUAUACAGAGAAAUAAUACAACUACAAGUGAAUGGGCAAUAUUAUUACUUAUGUUAAUAAGUCAUGGUGUAGUAGAUACACAAACUACUAACAAUGAAUUAUUUACAACUGUACUGGAUAUGUUAUCUGUUCUCAUUCACGGAACUCUGCUGUCAGAGGAAGGAGAAAAAGGAGAAGAAAAUAAAAAGGCAUACACAAAUCUGAUAAAAAAAUUAAAGAAAGAGUUAGGAGAUAAACAGUCUAAUUGUAUAGAUAAAUUACGGCGGUUAUUACCUAUACCAAAGAAGUCAUACGAGGUUAUAACUUGUGAAACGUAUGGUACACUAGUCGAUACAAAGGGUAAUAAAAUCGCUGGAUUCGAUUCAAUCGGCAAAAAACAGGGUCUACAAGUAGCUCAGAAGAUUAAGAUAAGUCCGUGGGAAGUAAUAGAAGGUUAUAGAAAUUCAGCAUCUAUUGCCUGGGCUAACUUCAGUGCUAUUAAAACAGAGAAAAAAGCUCUCAGAUAUGAGGACCAGUUCAGGAUAUCUUUAUAUCACACCCAUUCUUUACGACAAUCAGACAGUUAUUAUCUAGAGGCACCACCAUUACCACCAGAAGAACUAGAACCACCACCAGAAAAAAUUGAAGAUAAACCUAAAGAUACACUGGAUAUAAAUAAUAGUGAUGGCGGUAAAAAAGCUAAACAAACUCGACGUAGACGUCAAUCUAAAGCUGCUUCUACAGCUCCUUACAUGCAGCCACCAGUACGUCCAUAUUAUGGUCAGGAACAGAAUAUGUAUCAACCACCUGGUCCUAAUAGUUGGUAUAAUACACCCCAACCUCAACCACCUCAAUAUGGUUAUACUCCACAACCAAUGACACAAACACCUAGACCAAGAAUGGGCAUGUAUAAUAAUAGUAACUCAUCAGCUAAUCCAAAGAUGAUGUUAAACAAUUUCUUACAUAAUCGUAAACCUCAGAAUUCAAAUCCUGGCUAUAUGGCACCGGGUGCUCAAUCUCAGAUGCCAAAUAUACAAAUGAUGCAUAAACAACAACAACAUCAAAUGAUCAGGAACCACAUAUUCCAGAAACAACAGAAGAAUUCCGGAAUGUAUGGUAAUCCCAUGUCGUCGGGUCCAGCACCUCAUGGUUCCAUGCAUCCAAUGCAACAAGGUAUGUCCAAUAAUUACCAGGGGUAUAAUUCCAUGCAACAAAUGCCAGGUAGAAUCAUGGAACCAAUGAAUAGCAGCAUGAUGUCACAAGGCUAUAACCAAUCAUAUCAAGGCAAUCAGAGCUCGGCAAUGAUGGGUGGGAUGCAGCAAGGAGCAAAUUAUAUAUCACCACAGUCAAUGCCCCAGUCUCAACCAGCUUAUAAUCCUCAACAGAGGUUACAACCUUCUAUGGCAGCAGCAGGUGGUAUACCCAACCCAAAUAACGUGGGUAUGUCGGGAUAUAAUCAGAUGGGACCUGGAGCACCACCACACCAAUCUUACAACAUGCAAACAAUGCCCCAACAACAAAGAUUACAACAGAUGCGGCAUCAACGUUUAAUUCAACAACAGCAACAGCAGCAGCAGCAGCAACAACAGCAACAACAAAUUCCAUCAGGAUCUUUGGGUGUUCCACAGUUUAACCAGAUGCAUCAUGUACCCCAGGGACCUCAGUAUAAUAAUUAUGGACAAUAUUAAAUGAAACCAAUUCUGAUAGAAUAGGCUUUGAAUCAAAUGCAGCAAUAGACAAUAAUAAAUAAAACCAAUUCUGAUCAGACUUCAGUCAGCAUCAAUGGGUGUUUCACAGUUUAAUCAGAUGCUUCGUGUACCCCAGGGACCUCAGUAUAAUAUUUACGGACAAUAUUAAAUGAAACCAAUUCUGAUCUGAAUAGGCUUUGAAUCAGAUGCAACUAAUACCAAACGGGACCUCAGUAUAAUAGUUAUAGACAAUAUUAAAUGAAACCAAUUCCAAUCAGAAUUCUGUCCAAUCUCAUGGUGCAGUGUAAGCAAAUAAGCUUUGAAUCUGAUGUAACAUUUACCCAAGCUCCCCAGGGACCUCAAUAUAGUAAUUACGGACAAUAUUAAAUGAAACCAAUUCCGGAUCAGAAUUCUGUCCAAUCUCGGGGUGGAGUGUAAGCAAAUAGGCCGUUGAAUGUUGACAUUUUAUUCUUGACCCUAAACUCAUUACCGUAGACUUCUUGUUUAUCUAAACUUCAACUCACUGUACAUAAGAUAUUUUUUCAUCAGUAGAUCGGAAAAUAUUGUGACUCAAAACAUUUUUGUGAAGCCAUUGAAAGAAUAUCUAGGCCACACAAAAAAAAUAUUCUGGUUAUCAUCAGACAAUCUUUACGAAAAUCUGAUGAGGGAGGGAGGGAGGUUUUUAUUGUUUUUGGGGUUUUUUUGUCUAAGGAUCAUUACUUGGUGAAAUGACUUCUCAUAAACAUCAGAUUUCAAGGCACUGCUGUCAUAUAGUAAUGCCACCUUACAUGGAAGAGUUCUCUCCCUUUUGUUCAUUAUUAGAGUCCACGGGAGUUAUCUCCCAUAUGUGGAAUCUUUUGUACUUAGAGAGGUUGAAUAAACCAUGGCCUAUCUGAGUAUCUCACUUGUGGUUUUUAUAUUCAAUACAUUUUAAUCCAUGGUGAACCAGAGAACUACAUUUAUCGCAUCAGGUUGUUUAUUUAUGCCGGUUGUGUAUUUGAUAAAAGAGUCUGUGCAUUCAUUUAAAUAUUUAUAUAGAUUUACUUCCUGUAACCAGUGGUAAAAUAUAUACUGCUGAAAUAAAUGAGACUAGAAUAAUUUCUUCUUUUUUUUAAAUAAAAAACAUGUCAUUCAUCCUUUAUGAAAUCACUAAGAUUAUCUGAGAACUAGAAUAUUAUUUUAUACGGCCUACUAAUAUAUGUGGUUUCAAUUUCAUUCUCCUAUAUGGGAAUUAAUUUUAAAUAAUUUAUAUAAAGAAAAUCCCCCACUAAAUUCUAUUUAUUGUAUCAUAAAGGGCAUUAUAAUUUCCUUUAAAUUCUCAUAGUCUGUCUAUGCAUUCAUAUAACUUAUCAAUGAAUAUGUACAAGCCAGUAUUUAUUGAAAUAUCGCUUGUUUGGUUCCUUGUUUCACAGCCUGUGUGAGCACUUCGAAAUAAAUAAAUGAAUGAAUUUGCAUGUUGUGAGAUUGGGAUCUGAAAGAGUGAUAUGAUUUUCCUCAGUUGAAAUUUGAACCAUUUGUAUUGUAAGUAAAAUCAGGGCCCUAUUUCUCGAAAUCUUAACCAAAGAUAAAAUCCAAAUUUUAGUAGAUACUUCAAUGUUGAUUGGCUAAACACUAAAAUCAAUCUAAUAUUAUAAAUCAAAUUACUAAAAUUUGGAUUUUAUCUUAGUUAAAAUUUCAUGAAACAGGCCCCAGAACAUAGAUUAAAUUGUUGUACAUAAUGUCAUAUCAUAUCAUUGUAUAUAUAAACCAUGUUAUCUUAUUAAGAUGCAGUAGAAAAUGUAUUUAUUAAAGAUAAGCUAUUAGAAAUGGACUAAUAGUGUAAUUUGGUACAAACUGAAAUUUGUCAUAUUUGUGUACUCGUCCAAUGGACUAAUUGUCUAGGUACAAGUACAUGCUGAAAUUUGAAAUAAUCAAAAUACAAAAAUUAAAGAUACAUUAUGUAAGAUUUAGAUAAAGAGCUGAUCAUUCUUGCUAUGAUAGUUCAAAAAAUGAUAAUGUAAAAUUAAAAUAUUGAAAAUUUCAUUCAAAUUGCUUCAUUCUGAGCCACGUUAUCACUGUUUGUAGUUUUGACAAGACGUGUGCGUUGUGGUAACCAGGGCACUGGUGUAUUCAAGACUUGGCCUCGCUUUCCCAUUUUUAAAUUAAAGUUUUAAAUGGCGAGUAUCCGAUGCCAUCAAGAGUUGAUUGUGGUCUUGUUUUAUUAAUAAAUGUCUAAUUAAUAGUUUAUAUAACAUUUCAAGCCUAAAGAAAGACCUGCAAUAGACUGUUUUACCUCUUGCAUAAUGUAUGUUUAAAGAAGCCUAAAAAGAAAAGUCGCAGUCCUCAACAACUUGUGACUUUUUAUUUCUAAACAGUUAGAUAAAUAUUGUCGGCUAUCUCACAAUGAAAAUAAUUGAAUGCAACAAAAAAUGGCUGGUGGUUGUAAAUGAUGAAAAAUGAAACUGUGUACCUUGCAGGCAGCAUUAGGGCAAAGGAGAUGUUAAUUUGCAUGUGAUUCUGUUGGUAUUCAAAUUAUUUUUUUUAGAUAUUGCUUAAACUAUUGUUUCAAUAUGUAAAUUCAAUCGUUAAAUUCUCAGUUUAGAGUGGAUCAUUUGACUGAAAUUUUCAGCAAAUUCCCUUUACAUUAUCUAGUUUUUAACUAUUAUAGUGAGAACUGCCAGCUCUUUAUCUUAUCUCCCAUAAUGUAUUUUCAAGUUCAUCAACUAUUUUAGGUAACCAUAAGUUAUGCAUGCUCCUGUUAUUCAAUCAUGUUCUCAUUAAAAACAUAAUUUCACACAAAAUGACCAAAUUUGACUGCAUGUCACCCCAGGUUGUCAGAGUGCUUUCACUACCUUAAACAUCUAGUUGUUUGAAUGGGACAAAAAGACAAGGUCCUGUCAUGUGGCAACACAUUAAUCAUCCCCUGAUAGUUGAAAAUGGAAAACAGAAAUAAUAGUACUGCUUGCCAGUCAAAAUUUCCCUCAUAGCACACUGUAUGGUAUAGGCUUGUCUUCAUUCUCUUGUUUGGUGAUGAACUUUCUGUAAAGCGAAUUGGUGUCUUAGUCAUUUGGAUGGGACAUGAGCAUGCAAGUAAAUGAAAACUUAACAGUAGGAAUUUGAUAUAAAAGUAGGCUGUAAUGCCGCUGUACUGGCAAAAUUUCCCACAUAGCACACCCAGAAAAGUAGGGCAUUAACCCCAUUUCAUUUUAGGUAAAAGUAAUCAUUAAACAGGAUUGUACCCCCCAUUUCAAAAUCCCCCCUCUGAUUUAUACAAGAAAGUAUAGGUUCUAUGUAUUUUAUAAUGUAAAAAGGGUGUAGUUUGUCAUCAGUGUCUCGGUUGUUUAUAAUUUUGUACAUAAUAAAUGUAUCAAAACAUA
Patella vulgata (common limpet) is the source of this 9700-nucleotide messenger RNA. RefSeq names its product mediator of RNA polymerase II transcription subunit 12-like protein. The transcript has 42 exons. NCBI's taxonomy places the organism in Eukaryota, Metazoa, Mollusca, Gastropoda, Patellidae. The coding region runs from base 6 to 6344 and encodes 2112 amino acids. The record is from RefSeq and is a predicted model, not a curated record. Gene Ontology annotation, biological process: regulation of transcription by RNA polymerase II. Gene Ontology annotation, molecular function: transcription coactivator activity. Gene Ontology annotation, cellular component: mediator complex.